Molecule: messenger RNA, 3678 nt
Organism: Phytophthora sojae
Lineage: Eukaryota; Oomycota; Peronosporomycetes; Peronosporales; Peronosporaceae
Exons: 3
Coding region: 1-3678 (1225 amino acids)
Source: RefSeq, a predicted model, not a curated record
AUGGAGCGCGACGACUCUGCAGCGCCGCUGAGCAUCAUCGAGGAGGGCGACGAGCACGACUUGGGCGCCGAGGCCUUCGCGGACAUGGCCAUGGGCGGCAUGGACAUGAGUCUGGAGCUCAACUCGCUGCAGAUCCGCGCCUUCCUGGCUCGUAACGAGGCCCAGAGCGAGAAUUCCGGCGCAUUUACUUCUCAACAUCCUACGAUGAGCGCCUACGAGGCAAUGCGCAACGGCACGGUGCACUAUUCCAGACGAGAGGACAAGGUGCGCGCGCUGCAGGAGCAUCCAGUGGUGGCGUCGGUGGUGGCUGACGGCCGCACGGUGGGCUGCAAGUGCGGACGCAACGUGCGCCUCAACCCACCGUGGUACAUCCUCAAGUUCGAGCAGCACGUGGCCAGCAGGAACUGCUCGUUCCUGAGGCAGAGCAGACCCAGCUCCAAGAAGAGGAAGAGGGCCGAGAUGGAGGCGACAGCGACGGCAGCAGCAGCUUCAGGCGGAAGUGAGAGUGGAGACGCACAGCAGGCAGGGAGUCAAGUGGAGGGUGCUGAGGAGGAGGACGUGGAUGAAAGUGGUGAAUAUUGCUUGCAGUCGGUGGAUGCAGUAUUACGGCGGGAAUUCGGGGUGGUGCAAGACGGUCGGAGGGUAGUUGUGCCUCCUACUGCAGAUGCUCCUGAUGAUCGUGUCCGGAUGUACAAAGGUGCAAUGACGCUGCGUGAAAAUGACCAUUUCACGCGCAUUACGCCUGAUGGGCGUUUUGCAGAGUGCAAGUGCUCGCGGAUAGUGCUGCUUGGCGGGCCGUGGCAACCCGGACAGUUUUUGAUGCAUGUGGCGGACAAGCAGAAGCCGAAGAAGCGAGCGAAAACUGCGUCUGCAUCCACGUCAAAGCGAGGAUCCCCAUCUGGCAUGUCCCCAUCGCCUACAGCAAGGACGAUGAUAUCGGCCGGGGUGCUCAUGAGGCCACCCACGUCUGCAAGUGCGUUGUUACAAGCCCAUAAGGCUAAGAAGAGCUUCCCGCGUGAGAUUCGCUGGGAUGUCGCUCGAGCGCGAGGUCUGCUCCCGUGCCCAGGACUGCGCGAUGAACGUAUGAACACGUUCGUGACGUCUGCAGUGCAACUCACGGGAGGUGCGCGACAACGACAGAAAAUUGCUCGGGAGCUGUUUCCUCACCUCUUUCCUGAUACCUCGGAGUACGACCAGACUGCCGAAGAAGGCAAGGAAAGUGACAUGGAGCAUCGAAGUACGCAGUCUAUCUCGAAGAAGCGCCAGCCAAAGCUCCAGCAACAGCUUCUCGAAGCCGAAAAGAUGUUACUACAUGACGUAAUCGAGGGUGAGGCUCUCUGGUUCGUGGACAAGGAUGGCAACUCCGUGCGAAGUUUGGAUUGCCUGGGAAUAAUCGAUUCAGGGAAAGGCGAAGUCCGAUGUCCGUCGUGUACUGCUCUUCGGACCAACGCUGCUUUGAGAACGGCGGCCGCGACUAAGUAUAAGAUGGCUAAUCGUCCUGGCCCUCCACGGAACCCGAUAAACCGGAAAUUUUGCUCGGGGCGUGUGUGCUCCCUGCUUGAGGCCGAGUUCGACAUGCGAGAACCUUACGCGCGUGUGCUUCGAGAUUUGGCGCUCGCAGAUAUCCCCAGCGCUCUUAACACGUGGAUGGAAAUGGCUUCGAUGAGUCUCUCAGGCGAUUUUGAUUCUCAUCCUGCAUUGCUGGGCUUGACUGAAGCGAUGGUGCGGUUAAAGGACAAGGAGCAACGUGGCGUGGGACUGCAGAACAUGACGUACAGUGAUCUUCUUGAUACAUUUAUGCGUUCGCUGGCCGAUCUAUCGCCUGAAGCGUGCGAGCUCUUCCAGAAGCAUUUGGGUGGAAGGAAACAACGUCAACUGCUGGCAGCAACAUCGAGAUCACUGCUGCCUACCAAGCGUAAGCUGCUACCCCCGACUGGUAACAAUACGCCAAGAGUUGUUCAAGACCAACAGUCGAGUGAUCCGCUGUACGGUGUGUCAACCCCGGCCACUGCAGGGCGCAUCACAAGCGAAGAGGGCUUUGUGCACUUGCUGGACCCUUCCGUUGUUGGCCUCGGGAUGCCGAAUUUAUCGAUUGGCGACAUUCAAGACGUAGACUUGAGCUCGUUUCCGACGUCUGCGGGGAUACAAAGUCACCAGAACAGCAGCGCGGUAAUGCCAAGUGCAUCAUCUCUGGAGACCGAGUCGACCCUUACAGCGGAUUCGUAUCAGUUACCAGUGCCGCGCAAGGAGUCCGACAACCACGAUGACACUAGCACUACUGAUGCAAUUACUGGAGUCGCGGGCUCAGAAGUUACUGUUGCUGCUGGAGGUGAACACGAUCACGAUGGCGAGGUGGAUGAGUCGAAGGACGCUGAGGCUGACGUCCAAAUGGAAAGCGACCCCGCCGCUGUGGCAUUUCUCUCCGAGUUGGCUCCUCCUGAGGAUAACGACGCCAGCAAAGCGGAUGAUGUUGUGAUGCCGAGUGAUCAUGUGCCGUGCACAGGGCUCCGCGACGAAAACGUGCAGGCCUACGUCGCUAAUGCCGUCCAGAUUGUUGGAGGCAGCCGACCUCGCUAUGUAAUUGCUCGCGAGCUCUUCCCACGCGUGUUUGGCAACGACAAGAAAGUGCGUAUUGUGGAGAAGCUCGACGACGAGCAGCGGCUCGUACUGCAGGAUGCCGUGUUCAGCGAGUGUCUCUGGCGUGUGGACAAGGAAGGCCGCUGCGUUCGAAGUCUGCGUUGCAAGCGAUUCGUCCCGGUCUCCGACAACGACGACCGCGCGAAUCCCCAGUACCAAGGUGUGUGCCGAGCCUGCCGCGAUUUGCGUACCGUGCCCAACUUCCGCAGUGUGCUUAGUCGCUCCAAGGUGCCCAAGAAGCUUGAUAACAUCAAGUACGUGCCCAGUGUCUACACUGAAAGUGACCCUUUCCUGCGUAAACUGUCCAAGAACGCGGCAUUCCGAGGCCUUUACCAAACUGUCAAGCGCCUGGCAUCCUCCGCACCCGGCGACAACAGUGAGGCUGGUGCUGAGCGGCUGAAGCGAGUGUACUUCUGGCUGCGGUUCGCUCGCAUGGGCGUGUUCGGGCACUUCAAGUCGCACCCCGUGUUUGAAGGACUCAUGAAGAGCAUGGUGGAGAUCAAGGACAAGGAGCGGCGUGGCGUCGGCAAGCAGAACAUGCAGUACUCGAGAGCACUGGAUGAGUUUAUGCAGAGCAUGGCGCAGAUCUCCACCGAGGCGUUUGAGCUGUUCGCAGCUCAGUUUUGCGGCCGCACUCUGCGGUCUCAGAAGGUCAAGAGGAGGCCCGUCUUCACUGCUCCAAUGCAGCCAGCGGUCGAGGGCACAGCAGCAGAGGAGAAUACCAGUACGGUGGCUCCUUCUACUCAUGAGCCACUGCCGCCACCUGCUGCACUUCAAGCGCAUCAGCACCAGCACUACCUGAUGCCUCCCGACGACCUCCUCAGUGGACGGAGCUUGUCUUCGGAAGAAAGCCAGCGCUUCAUGGACCGCAUGAUGGCUGAAGUGAACCGGGAGAUGGCGCUCGCAGCGGGACGUCGCCCUGAAGACAUCAAUGCCGACUCCGCCGGCCACGAGCAGCCUGCAACCGACGAAGACGACAGCAAUCGCGUCGGUCCAGAGACGUACCUGAACGACGAGGGAGUGCUGACGACCGAGAUUUAG